CACCGCUAAAUUUGUUCGGUGGUUUCAGACACUAAGACACCUGUUGCCUACAAUCGUGACUACGACUGACACCUCUAAAAAUAAUUAGCGGUCUGAUUCAUUGCCACUGAAAAUGCUGCAUGUGGAGGCAGCACCUCCACCUGUCUGCACGCUGCAGCUGAUUUGAAUGACAAUGAUUCAGAGGCGUCGACCUGAAACUUCACCUCCGCGUCGACAGACUGAAGUGAGAGCGGCUCCACAACUUUCUGUUCUCCUCUAAUGGCUGCUACACAACCCUGUUUAGAUAUUAGGCCUGUCUGGAUGGAGGAGAGCUUCAACAAGGCGUAAUGGCCAAAGAGAUCAGUGGGUGGAGUACCUGCGACUACAACCACAAUGUCACUUUCUUCUACAACUUGGUGGGGAAGAAGAUCAGUGAAGAGUGGACGACGAGGGACUCUGUGGUGAUCGGACUUGGCUUGACAGUAUGUCUCAUCGUAGUCCUGGCCAACCUGCUGGUGAUGGUGGCCAUCUUCAUGAACCAACGCUUCCACUUCCCCAUCUACUAUCUCCUGGGUAACAUGGCUGCAGCAGACCUUUUCGCAGGUAUCGCCUACGUCAACUUGAUGCUGAACACAGGCCCAUGGACGAGCACGCUCACCAAGGAGCAAUGGUACAUCCGCGGGGCUUUGAUUGACAUCAGCCUGACAGCCUCAGUGGCCAACCUGCUGGCUGUCUCCGUGGAGCGUCAUCAGUCCAUCUUCACCAUGCGGCUGCACAGCACGAUGUCCAAGCGGCGUGUGGUGCUCGUGAUAGUGUGCAUCUGGGCCGUGGCUAUCAUCAUGGGUCUGGUGCCUUCGACGAUUUGGAACUGCGAGUGUGAUCUGAAAGAUUGCUCCACAGUGGCGCCGCUCUACAGUCGCCGCUUCCUUAUCUUCUGGGCAGUUCUCAACCUGCUCACAUUCUUUAUUAUGGUGGCUAUGUACACUCGUAUCUUCAUCUAUGUGAGAUACAAGAGCCGUUAUGCAUCUCGGCACACUUCAGAGAUGAGGCACAACCAGGCUGUUGUCAACCUGAUGAAAACCAUCUCCAUGGUCCUGGGCGCCUUCGUAAUCUGCUGGACACCCGGCCUCAUGACUCUGUUACUGGACGGGCUGUUGGGUAAAGACAGUAAUGCCAAUUCCUAUGAAAAGUUCUGCUUGGUGAUAGCUGAGUGCAACUCUCUGGUCAACCCCAUCAUCUAUUCUCUGCGAGAUGACGAGAUGCGCAUGACAUUCAAGUCCAUCCUGUGCUGCCUGUGUCGAAGAAAUGCCGGCCAGCAGAGGGAACGGUCACCUGUCGAGACUUUCUCACCAGAGCCAAAGGAAACUCUCGUCUGUGUCCAGAAGUCAGAAGAUCAGACUGCCUGUAUGGAAAGAAACAAUAAAGAAGACAGUUGGACAAUGCAGGGGCUAUGAUGCCUACAAUGUAAAAAAAAAAAA
Larimichthys crocea (large yellow croaker) is the source of this 1457-nucleotide messenger RNA. It is a transcript of the gene lpar2a, whose product is annotated as lysophosphatidic acid receptor 2a. Gene Ontology annotation, molecular function: lysophosphatidic acid receptor activity. Bases 327 to 1433 code for a protein of 368 amino acids. The record is from RefSeq and is a predicted model, not a curated record. Gene Ontology annotation, biological process: G protein-coupled receptor signaling pathway. Gene Ontology annotation, cellular component: membrane. Lineage: Eukaryota; Metazoa; Chordata; Actinopteri; Sciaenidae. The transcript has 5 exons.